UUUUUUAUUUUCGUUUUUCAGGUAGUUUUGAAUUGGUUAAAUAUUUCAUCUAGCAGUUAUUUGCGUCCAAAUCCAGUUGCUUAAUACCCGCUCUUUGGUGGACUUGAGACAGAAUAGUUUAGAAACUGUGAACUGGUUGAAUAGCAGUGUAGUGUAUUGUCUAGCGAGUCUGUUGUGAUGAUGUCGACACCUGUGAAGGAUGAGCUGGCGCGGAAAAAGGAAAAGUUAGAAGAAAUGAGGCGGAAGAAGGCGGAGAUGCAAAGGACGAAUGCAGAGAAACACAAGGCUAAGAUGAGAGGAAUCAUGGGUUUGGACCAAGGGGAUGCUCCUGCAGGCGGCGCAGCAGCAGGAUCAUCUGAAAGAUGGUCUAACGCAGAUGACAUCUUCAAGGAGUUCGACAUUCAAGGGGUUCCGACCCAGUCUUCCUCAGGUGUGGAUCCCUCGACUGGCCAGUCCCUCCUAUCUACACCCCCUUCUGGCAUGUCAGCUGCAGGGGGCAUGAUGGAAUCCUCUACCGGAGGGGCAUUUUCGGGUGAAGGGCUCACUCACGCCAGUGGCCUUGGAACAUCCAGGUCUCUUCGGUCCACAAGCAAACUAGAGAUGGGUUCCUUUAACACAGUGGACAUUCCUCCGACGGAGAACUACCUCUACCCCAAAUCCACCCAGACAGAUGAGUUCCUCCUGCCAAAGGAGUCCCAGCAGACGGAUGCAGAGGAACUAGCGUCUACUGUGAAGGAAGAAGCGACCGAGAACAAGGACGCCGACAAAGGUAAGAAGGAGUCUGGCAGUGGGAGUGGCAGUCCAGUUCCAGUGGUGGCCAAGGAACUGACGGAGGAGGAGAAGGCGGCCAUCGUGUCAUCAGAGGGAUUCCUCACUUUCCUCACCCGCUCAUCCCAACUGGUGGAGCGGAAGAUCACAUCGGAGGUGGAUGUGUACAAGCCUUACAUACAGGAGGACGACGAUAAGAGCUCGAGUACCCACCCCGGAAGUCAAGUGAAGGUGUCCAGAGUGUUCUACCAGGACUUCUGGUGUGCGAACAGUGCAAUCAGCAGCCUCGACUGGUCCCCCUUCUUCCCCAACGAACUGGUUCUCUCUUCCUACCACUCCUUCUCCCAUGACCACCACCCUGCCGGAGCAGCAUCCGAAUCCACCGGGGGAUCUCUGGGUGGACUGGAGAACAGUGGACUGGCAAUGGUGUGGAAUCUAGGCUUCAACACGGACACUCCAGAUGCCAUUUAUCAGUGUCAGACGUCAGUAGUGAAUGCAGUGUUUGCCAAGUUCCAUCAGAAUCUAGUGGUGGGAGGCACAUACAGUGGCAGAGUGGUCAUCUGGGACAGCAGGAACAACAAGCGAAGUCCAGUUCAGAGAACGGCUCUUCCCACUCAGGGUCACACGCAUCCUGUGUUCUGUACGGAGGUGAUUGGGACUGAGAAUGCACACAACCUCAUCACCAUCUCCUCGGACGGAAAACUCUGCUCAUGGAGUCUGGACAUGCUCUCCGAGCCACAGGAGACAGUGGAACUGUUCACGUCUCUGGGCAAGACACAGACGAGUAAACACAACAGUGUGCCUGUGAAGUGUAUGUCCUUCCCCACUAACGAGUACAACUCAUUCGUGGUCGGAGCAGAAGACGGAUAUAUCUACGGGGCAGUCAGACACGGGAGCAAACCAGGUAUAACGGACACCUAUGAGAGACACUAUGCGCCAGUGACGAGUGUGGACUUCAACCAGUGUCCAGGUCCCAUAGACUUCAGCCACCUCUUCGUGUCCUCUUCCUUCGACUGGUCUGCGAAGCUAUGGUCCACUAAGGCUCCAGGAAGACCUCUGCACUCUCUGGAAGGACUGGGCGAGUAUGUGACUGAGAGUAGAUGGUGUCCCACGCAUCCUUCUACAUUCGCCACCACACUCACCACUGGCAGAAUGGACAUCUGGAACCUCAACCACGACACAGAAGUGCCCCUCUCUUCUCUCCAGCUGGAGGGAUCCCCCGCUAUCAUCAAGGCCAAGUGGGCCCAGAACGGACGCAAGAUUGUGAUGGGUGACGAUGACGGGAAGAUACACGUGGCAGACAUAGGAGAGAACAUCUGCACGCCUCAGCCAGAUGCUUGGAGCAACCUAGUACACACUCUAUCCGAGCUGCAAACCCAGACCACAGAAAUAGACCAGUGGUCGGACACCAGCUCCAACUACUAGACCAAAACAAUUACAUCAUUAUCACAAUCGAAUUACGUCAUCCAGUUAUAUGACGUCAUCGAUCAAUCACAUGACGUUGUUGGACUUGGAACAAAUAUUGAUGAAGUAAUCAUGCAAUGAUAUGACGUAAUCACUCUCUAGAGCCCGAAAGCAGUUGUUCAUAACGAGUGUUAAAUCAAGCGUAAUCGAAGUCGGAUGAAACGUAUUUCUUCUUGUCUUGACUCUACAUACGCAUUUGAAGUUCAUCGAAAGCAAUUUUAAAACUUAUACGAGUCUCUUUUAUUAGAAUUUGGGUUGCCUUUUUUUCAACAACGCUUGUCGACUGUCGACAAUGUUGCUGUUAAUUAUGAUCAUUUUUGGCGCAAAAACUUCGUAUUUGGUAAAUAUGGUUUUCAGAACUGGUGUGAAGACAUGAAAUAGAUGUAGAUAGACUUCUUGCUUGCAAAUUGUUAUUGCGUGAUGGUGCUGCUGUUUUAGUUGGACGACAAUUAGAAAAUGUUACCGAUUUUGAAGAUUGAUUUGAUUUUGAUACAGACAACGUCAUUAUCUUGGACACCGUUUAGCGAUUUUUUCAAUUUUUGAAAAUUAACCUGAAAAUGUCAGCAUCAUAAUUCUAUUUUUGCUAUCUUUUUUGCAAAUAUGUGUUUUGUCUUCCAUUUAAUGACCAAUUUCCAUCGUUUAAAUAAACGUUGUCACCGGGAGUGUCUUCAUAUUUUAGUUAACUAUGUAAAAUAAGUUUGAUAAAUAAAGCUAUAA
Symsagittifera roscoffensis is the source of this 2949-nucleotide messenger RNA. RefSeq names its product cytoplasmic dynein 1 intermediate chain 2-like. The record is from RefSeq and is a predicted model, not a curated record. The coding region runs from base 178 to 2193 and encodes 671 amino acids. Gene Ontology annotation, biological process: transport along microtubule. Gene Ontology annotation, molecular function: dynein heavy chain binding; dynein light chain binding. NCBI's taxonomy places the organism in Eukaryota, Metazoa, Xenacoelomorpha, Acoela, Convolutidae. The transcript has 14 exons. Gene Ontology annotation, cellular component: cytoplasmic dynein complex.